AUGUCCUCUUUAAAGCAAUUGAGCCGGUCAGGACCGCGCAAACAGACCUAUACGCCCAUUUUGAACAAUCCGUUUACACAGGAAGCUCACCUGUGGCCCCACAUCGAGAACCAUCGACUUGUGGCGGAAGUGGUGAAAAGUCACGUGACAGCUCCACUUGCCCUUGCACGCGAUCUGCGACAACAGGCGCCCUUUGACGCGCUUUGCGGGUUCAAUAGCAUCGUACAGCACCUCGAAAACCCUCCGCUGCCGACCAGUCCUGUUUUUUUAUUUGUGUGCAACAAAGACGUCAACUCCGAGAUCCUGCUGGCGCAAAUCCCAAUCUUGGCCCGCGUGUCGCGGUGCCAAGUCACUCUCGUGGCACUCCCACGAGGAUUCGUCGCAAAUUUCGACGCGUGCGACCCACAUCACGACGGAUUUUUGCUCGUGAUCGAUAAUGACAAAUUUGACCGCCAAAUCGCAGCCAAACUACGCCAAAACGUGCCGGAACCUACCAUUUUGCCAUGGCUACAGUACGAACCUGCCAAGAUCUCACUCGUGGCAUCAACGACACCUGUCAGAUCGAAGGGAAAGCCCGUACCCAAAUCGCGAUGA
Molecule: messenger RNA, 594 nt
Organism: Lachancea mirantina
Lineage: Eukaryota; Fungi; Ascomycota; Saccharomycetes; Saccharomycetales; Saccharomycetaceae
Source: the annotation of a GenBank genome assembly